UGUCAGUUCCUGAACAUGGCUUUUGCCAACCUAUUUCCAUUCCUCUCUGUACGGAUAUUGCCUAUAACGAGACUAUCAUGCCAAAUUUAUUAGGGCACACCAACCAAGAGGACGCGGGGCUUGAAGUGCACCAGUUUUAUCCGCUUGUGAAAGUUCAAUGCUCUCCUGACCUGAAGUUUUUCCUCUGCUCCAUGUAUGCCCCCGUUUGUACGGUGCUGGAACAAGCACUGCCUCCGUGUCGCUCGCUCUGCGAGAGAGCGAGGCAGGGCUGCGAGGCGCUGAUGAAUAAAUUCGGCAGCCUGUGAAUAUUUCCCUGUUCACGGAGCGGGUGAGUUGUGCGUCGGGCAAAACGUGUCUGAUAGAAGCGCUCCUAUUAAUCCUACCUCGGAUGUAACAAAAUCACUUUAUGGGCAGCAUAGGACUGUAAAGGGACAGUUUAGAUGCCCAGUUGAAUUGAGAGUACCCCCCUAUUUUAACUACCGUUUUCUUGGGGAGGAGGAUUGUGGUGCACCUUGUGAGUCCUCAAAACCACAUGGAAUGAUGUACUUCAAUGAGGACGAGUUGAAAUUUUCCAAGAUAUGGAUUGGAAUAUGGUCUGUGUUAUGUUGCGGGUCCACUCUGUUCACAGUUUUGACCUACUUUGUGGACAUGCAGAGGUUCAGCUACCCAGAGCGACCCAUCAUUUUCCUAUCAGGCUGCUACACAAUGGAGUCAAUAGUCUACAUCGCUGGCUUCUUGUUGGGGGACAAGGUGGUAUGCAACAACCGCUUUGACAGUCACGUCAAAACGGUCGUCCAAGGCACCAAAAAGGAGGGCUGCACCAUUUUGUUCAUGAUGCUCUACUUUUUCAGCAUGGCCAGCUCCAUCUGGUGGGUCAUCCUAGCCUUGACGUGGUUCUUCUCAGCCGGGAUGAAGUGAGGUCACGAGGCCAUCGAAGCCAACUCGCAGUACUUCCACCUGGCGGCGUGGGCAGUACCCGCCAUCAAGACCGUCACCAUCCUGGCGGUGGGGCAGGUGGAUGGCGACGUUCUGAGCGGCGUGUGCUAUGUGGGCAUUAACAGCGUGUACGCUCUCCAAGGCUUCGUUCUGGCACCGCUGUUCGUCUACCUCUUCCUGGGCACCUCGUUCCUUCUGGCUGGCUUCGUUUCGCUCUUCCGCAUCCGGACCAUCAUGAAGCACGACGGCACCAAGACGGAGAAACUGGAGAAGCUCAUGGUGCGCAUCGGCAUCUUCAGCAUGCUCUACACGGUGCCCACCACCAUCGUCAUUGCGUGCUACUUCUAUGAGCAGGUGUUCAGGGAACAGUGGGAGAAGAGUUGGGUGAGUCGGACGUGUAAGAACUACGCAGUGCCGUGCCCUGGGCAUCAUCUCCCGCAGAUGUCGCCAGACUUUACCGUCUUCAUGAUCAAGUACCUGAUGACGUUGAUCGUGGGCAUCACCUCUGGCUUCUGGAUUUGGUCGAGUAAGACGCUGAAUUCGUGGAGGAGAUGUUAUACGAGACUGGCGAGCAAUAAACAGGGUGAGACGACAGUAUAAGACCGUAUACUGUUUGUUUUCCCCUGAACACACACAGAUGCAUAAACUGAAGAAAAGGCUACUGUGACACACUUUUUUAAAAAGAAAACAUUUUUAGUGUAAAUAAGCUUUUUGGGGAUAUUCUUUUACGUAUACGUAUAUAUUUGUAUUUAAAAUAGACCACACAUUUUAUUCUCAUCAAUCACACUUUGAUCUAAAAAGAAGAAAAGCUCAAUCUAGUUCAAUGAGGAGAAUAGGACUGUCUGAACAUUGUCAUUAAUUCUAUUGGUGCUCCAUUGAACUUUUUCAUGUCAUCCCUUUAGUAGUGUUUCAUGUGAACUAUGGGAAGAUCUCAAUUGCAUACUCCUAGCGUCCUCUCUCCUCCUCUCCUUCUCAAAAACUAAUUGGACGAGAAAGCCAGUGGUCCCUCCCCUCCCCAAUGCAAUUGAGAUCUUCCCUGUAUUUGAGAAACAGUCAACAAGGUUCUGUUGGACUUUUGCUGUAUUUUAUGGGUCAUAAUGACCUUUUUCACAAUCAUUCCACUAAUUCAAACCUGGUUAUAGGCCACUUAAUAGUUUAUUCUCGUUUCUAUUGACGUCUUUGUUUUGCCAUGUGUUUUUAGGGGAUGUCUGAGCAUUCAUUUUUCUUUCACCAUGUGUAUUUUAUGUUUUGGGAAUAUUUUACCAUUACAGUGAAUGCAGACUUCUCCAAAUAAAUAUUGGAUUAGGGGAUGAUAUCAAUAUCCCUAUGUGUAAACAAAAGGCCUGUCGCUAUUGAACUAUCUUGACUUUAGCACGCAUUCAAAAGCCUUUUACUUAUGGGGAUGGAUCCAAAAUUAUUACUUUCUGAACCCACAAGCUAUACGACUGGAAUUGACUUUGACAAUAAUGGAAUGCUCAGUCCAGUGCCUUUGUUUUAAUGAAGAGAGUAUGGGUGGCGUUAUUGUGAUUGAAGUCCAAUAAUCCAGCUAUCCAGCUGUCUACACAAUUGUCCAACAGCUGUUGACCAACCUCUUUCUAGUCACCAAGGGAUUGUUUUCUGGUGACUCCAAGCACAUUAUUCUGCUUAAAUGGGUGAAAAUUGACUAAUACCGCACCCCACAUGGCAUCCUUGAAUAAAAAACAUUAUCAACUUUAAUGUGGAGACCACUUUUGAAAUCAGUCACACUGUAGUGUUUCCAUUUAUGCAUGCAUGUUGCGCGUAUGUCAUGUUCGUUAUUCUAUAAUUAAGCAAUAAGGCACGAGGCGGUGUGGUAUAUGGCCAAUAUACCACGGCUAAGGGCUGUUCUUAGCACAACGCGGAGUGACUGGAUACAGGUCUUAGCCGUGGUAUGUUGGCCAUAUACUGCAAACUCCUGAGGUGCCUUAUUGU
This is a messenger RNA of Coregonus clupeaformis (lake whitefish), 2886 nucleotides long. RefSeq names its product frizzled-1-like. The record is from RefSeq and is a predicted model, not a curated record. The transcript has a single exon. Gene Ontology annotation, biological process: canonical Wnt signaling pathway; non-canonical Wnt signaling pathway. Gene Ontology annotation, cellular component: plasma membrane. Lineage: Eukaryota; Metazoa; Chordata; Actinopteri; Salmoniformes; Salmonidae. Gene Ontology annotation, molecular function: Wnt-protein binding; Wnt receptor activity.